Polyodon spathula (Mississippi paddlefish) is the source of this 2575-nucleotide messenger RNA. It is a transcript of the gene stt3a, whose product is annotated as STT3 oligosaccharyltransferase complex catalytic subunit A. The transcript is spliced from 18 exons. Gene Ontology annotation, biological process: post-translational protein modification. Lineage: Eukaryota; Metazoa; Chordata; Actinopteri; Acipenseriformes; Polyodontidae. Gene Ontology annotation, cellular component: membrane. Gene Ontology annotation, molecular function: dolichyl-diphosphooligosaccharide-protein glycotransferase activity. The coding region runs from base 133 to 2250 and encodes 705 amino acids. The record is from RefSeq and is a predicted model, not a curated record.
GAUUGAGUGGGCAGGAACACGGCUGUUGCAAAGGUAGAUUGCGCGGGAGUGUGCUUGUGCAGCUGGAGCCGUGGAGGAGGGAGUGGAACUCAUUGAAGGUGUUUAGGUUUAGUUGCCCCUCCCCAUCUCAAGAUGAUGAAGUUGGGCUUCCUCAGGCUGUCCUACGAGAAGCAGGACACGCUUCUCAAGCUGCUCAUCUUAUCCAUGUCAGCAGUGCUGUCGUUCUCCACCCGUCUGUUCUCUGUACUGAGGUUUGAGAGCGUUAUCCAUGAAUUUGACCCAUACUUCAACUACCGCACCACCCGCUUCCUCACUGAGGAGGGUUUCUACAAGUUCCACAACUGGUUUGAUGAUAGGGCCUGGUACCCACUGGGGAGGAUCAUCGGGGGAACCAUCUACCCAGGGUUGAUGGUCACGUCCGCAGCUUUGUACCAUGUUCUGCACUACUUCCACAUCACCAUCGAUAUCCGCAAUGUGUGCGUCUUCCUCGCUCCGCUCUUCUCCUCCUUUACUGUCAUUGUCACCUACCAUCUCACCAAGGAGCUUAAGGAUGCAGGAGCUGGGCUUCUAGCGGGGGCCAUGAUCGCCGUGGUUCCUGGCUACAUAUCUCGAUCUGUCGCCGGCUCCUACGACAACGAGGGUAUUGCGAUAUUCUGUAUGCUGCUCACCUACUACAUGUGGGUCAAAGCUGUGAAGACUGGCUCCAUCUGCUGGUCGUCGUUGUGCGCGCUGGCAUACUUCUACAUGGUGUCGUCCUGGGGAGGCUACGUGUUUCUCAUCAAUCUGAUCCCCUUGCACGUGCUGGUGCUGAUGCUGACGGGUCGAUUCUCCCACCGAAUCUACGUGUCGUACUGCACUGUGUACUGCCUGGGCACCGUCCUGUCCAUGCAGAUCUCCUUCGUCGGUUUUCAGCCGGUGUUAUCGUCCGAACACAUGGCUGCUUUCGGCGUGUUUGGGCUGUGUCAGAUCCAUGCCUUUGUGGAUUACCUACGCAGCAAGCUGAACCCCCAGCAGUUCGAGAUCCUGUUCAAGAGCAUUAUCUCCCUGGUGGGCUUCGUCCUGCUUUCCGUGGGCACGGUGCUCAUGUUGACAGGUAAAAUCUCUCCCUGGACUGGCCGUUUCUACUCUCUUCUGGAUCCCUCUUAUGCCAAGAACAACAUCCCCAUCAUCGCCUCUGUCUCUGAGCAUCAGCCCACCACCUGGUCCUCCUAUUACUUCGACCUGCAGCUGCUUGUCUUCAUGUUCCCAGUGGGUCUGUAUUACUGCUUCAAUAACCUCUCUGAUGCCAGGAUAUUCAUCAUCAUGUAUGGCGUUACCAGCAUGUAUUUCUCAGCUGUCAUGGUGCGUCUGAUGCUGGUUCUGGCCCCUGUCAUGUGUAUCCUCUCCGGGAUUGGGGUCUCUCAGGUUCUCACCACCUACAUGAAGAACUUGGACAUCAGCCGGCCCGACAAGAAGGCGAAGAAGCAGCAGGACUCCACCUACCCCAUCAAGAACGAGGUAGCCAGUGGCAUGAUCUUGGUCAUGACGUUCUUCCUCAUCACCUACACCUUCCACUCCACAUGGGUGACGAGCGAGGCCUACUCCUCCCCCUCCAUCGUCCUGUCGGCCCGCGGGGGCGACGGCAGCCGCAUCAUCUUCGACGACUUCAGGGAGGCUUAUUACUGGCUGCGACACAACACCCCAGAGGAUGCAAAGGUGAUGUCGUGGUGGGAUUAUGGUUAUCAGAUCACAGCCAUGGCCAAUCGAACGAUCCUGGUGGACAACAACACGUGGAAUAACACCCACAUCUCCAGAGUGGGACAGGCUAUGGCGUCGACGGAGGAGAAGGCUUACGAGAUCAUGAGGGAGCUGGAUGUGAGCUAUGUGUUGGUCAUCUUUGGGGGGCUGACCGGAUACUCUUCUGAUGACAUUAACAAGUUCCUGUGGAUGGUGCGAAUCGGAGGCAGCACCGACACGGGGCGGCACAUCAAGGAGCACGACUACUACACCCCCACGGGGGAGUUCAGAGUCGACAGGGAGGGCUCCCCCGUCCUGCUCAACUGCCUGAUGUACAAGAUGUGUUACUACCGCUUCGGACAGGUCUACACUGAGGCCAAGCGCCCCCCCGGCUAUGACAGGGUGCGGAACGCCGAGAUCGGGAACAAGGAUUUCGAGCUGGACGUGCUGGAGGAGGCGUACACCACAGAGCACUGGCUGGUCAGGAUAUACAAGGUGAAAGACCUAGACAACCGUGGUCUUUCCCGGACAUAACCCUGCCUGCAGCUCCUUUACCACUCGCACACAGCACUGAAGCCCUUCGCCUGUGCCACAGAGAAAUCCAGCCCAAUUUGUUUCUCUUUUUUAUAUAAAGUUUGUAAUUGCAGGAAGAGAUUUGAUUUUUUUUUUGUCUACUGUAGAAUUGCGGAAAUGAAUAAAUGAAGAGGGGUGGGGUGGGGUGGGGGAGGAGAGAAAGGGAGAACAAAAAAGUGCGAAGCGUCCAAUCUGGUGUGAAUCGCUGCCUGAGUGACGAAAUCGACGGUUCUUGUGUCUUAAGCUUUUACAUUGAUCAAAUAAAUAAAAGGAGAAAACGGGGAAA